AAUGGAUGUUAGAAAGCAGUUUAUAUUUAUGCAAAGAAAAUUUCACCAAAUAACUCAAGAAAAUUUACAAUUAAAAGCUCGUAUUGCUGACCUGGAACGUAUAAUAGAUCCUAAGGUUUUGGAUGCCUUCGACAGACAGAAAAUGAAAGAUGCUAUUGGAACAACGUCAAAAGAAGAACCAUCUGUAGGAAGGAAAUUGGAAGGUUUAUUACUCGAUACCGAAAUACCUUUAGAAGCCGAAAAUAGGCAAGUAGAUGAUUUUGGAAUGGAAGCUUUUACUCCGGAAAGCGACAAUAAAUUUGAAAAAGUAAAGCUAACAUCUACUGAAAGUAGCGUUUUGUCGUUUGAAACUGAAGAAGAUAGUACUGUAAAGAUUGUUGUUGCCCUAAUUAUUAGCUAUGGUAUUCUUAUGAUGUCAAUAUUGUGUUAUGCAUUUGUUUGUAAGUCUAGACUUGAGUUUGCCGGUAGAGGUCAUGAUCAUCACACGGAAAAUCCGUAUUAUGAAUUUCCCAGAUACGAAUGGUUGACAGACUACUUUAUAAAUAAAUUAUAUCCGAAAGACGGAAAUACCGAAGAUGAAAACGGUACAGGGGUAAAAAAGAAAUCACUGUUUGGUAAGGCACUUAGUAAGGUUAAGUUAAAAGGACAAGGAAAACGGCCAGAGGUAACUAUCCUAAACCCAAUAGACGAAGAAGAAGAAGUUGUUUAUGCAAAGAGAGAAAAUAAAACAUCCGAAAAAUCACCCAUAGAUAUCAAAAUUUUAAAAAAUAACAGAGAAAAUGAAUAG
Molecule: messenger RNA, 787 nt
Organism: Dimorphilus gyrociliatus
Lineage: Eukaryota; Metazoa; Annelida; Polychaeta; Dinophilidae
Source: the annotation of a GenBank genome assembly